Molecule: messenger RNA, 564 nt
Organism: Monoraphidium neglectum
Lineage: Eukaryota; Viridiplantae; Chlorophyta; Chlorophyceae; Sphaeropleales; Selenastraceae
Exons: 3
Coding region: 1-564 (187 amino acids)
Source: RefSeq, a predicted model, not a curated record
AUGAGCGGCAACAAGGAGAGCGUGAUCAGCGAGAAGACCCUGGGCAUCGGCUUCGGCUGCACCGUGGUGACAUCAUACUCGCCCGUCAUCAACUCGGCGGAUUACGCGACCUUUGACGCCUUCAUGGAGAAGCUGCAGGCCACGUGGGACGCCGAGUGGGCGGCCACCAUGAACGCCGACCCAGCGGGUCUGGACCCUCUGGUGCUCAGCGGGGCGGCCGCCGAGGAGCCCUACCCUGCAGCUCUGAAAAUCUCGCAGCUGCUGUGGACCGCCCUGGCCGGCGCGCUGCUGGUUGCGACGACGGCCCUGUCGUGGCGCGCGCUCGUGGCGGCCACGGCCGUGCUCGGGCCGCAGGCCCACCAGCCGGUGCUGGCUCUGCUGGUGGCCUGGUUUGGCGCCUCCAUGGUGUACUGCUGGGACUCCUCCCCGCCAAAGCCCCGCGCCGCAACCGCGGGCGCCACAAAGGGCGGCGCCGCGGCCGGCGGGCGCGCGGUCGUGGCAGAGGCGCGCGCGGCGGGGGGCGCGGGCGCCAACGGGCUGCACAACCGCAAGGGCUCGAGCUGA